This is a messenger RNA of Oppiella nova, 377 nucleotides long. Lineage: Eukaryota; Metazoa; Arthropoda; Arachnida; Sarcoptiformes; Oppiidae. The record is from the annotation of a GenBank genome assembly.
CCUUACAGCCGAAGUGAAAGGUUAGCCCAACUGGUGUCGGGCCGACAGUUUGUGGACAACCAUAUGAAUGCUUACGUCAAUAGUAUUCAGCAUUUAUUUAGCGGCGAAUCGGUUGACGUGUUUAACACUAGACUAGAAGUCAAUGAGUUUAACAGAGAGUGUUAUCAUAGGUUUGUCGACACUUUCAAUGAUCGCUGUAUGAAUAUCGCACAGAACUCGUAUGUGCUUGGUAAACUUUAUAUGUUUAUCAAUGUCUGUGAGAAUAUGGAUUAUAGCAGUGCUAUGGACGCUGUCACCUAUUUGGACAGAUACUGCCAAUAUAACCAGGUUCAUGGAUAUCCCAUUGAGAUUAAUUAAUUAAACCAAUUAUAACAGAC